Messenger RNA from Pogoniulus pusillus (Red-fronted tinkerbird), 3138 nucleotides. It is a transcript of the gene STX6, whose product is annotated as syntaxin 6. Lineage: Eukaryota; Metazoa; Chordata; Aves; Piciformes; Lybiidae. Gene Ontology annotation, biological process: retrograde transport, endosome to Golgi; intracellular protein transport; vesicle fusion. The transcript has 8 exons. Bases 22 to 786 code for a protein of 254 amino acids. Gene Ontology annotation, molecular function: SNARE binding; SNAP receptor activity. Gene Ontology annotation, cellular component: synaptic vesicle membrane; SNARE complex; endomembrane system. The record is from RefSeq and is a predicted model, not a curated record.
GGCGGCGGCGGCGGCGGCGCCAUGUCGAUGGAGGACCCCUUCUUCGUGGUCAAGGGGGAGGUGCAGAAAGCUGUCAACACAGCCCAAGGGCUCUUCCAGAGGUGGACAGAGCUCUUGCAAGAUCCCUCCAUCGCCACAAGAGAAGAAAUUGACUGGACCACUAAUGAGCUCAGAAACAACCUGCGGAGCAUCGAGUGGGACCUGGAAGACUUGGACGAAACAAUUAGCAUCGUCGAGGCAAACCCGCGCAAGUUCAACCUCGAUGCGACAGAGCUGGGCAUCAGGAAAGCCUUCAUCACAAGCACGCGGCAGGUGGUCAGGGAAAUGAAGGAUCAGAUGUCAAACUCCUCCAUGCAAGCACUGGCUGAAAGGAAAAACAGGCAGGUGCUGCUGGGAGAAAGCGGGAGUCAGAGCUGGAGCGCUGGACCUGACAAGUACAGCCGCCUGGACCGGGAGCUGCACUUAGCUAACUCACACUUCAUCGAGGAGCAGCAAGCUCAGCAACAGCUGAUUGUGGAGCAGCAAGAUGAGCAGUUGGAGCUGGUCUCUGGCAGCAUCGGGGUGCUGAAGAACAUGUCCCAGCGCAUCGGCGGGGAGCUGGAGGAGCAGGCAGUGAUGCUGGACGACUUCUCCCACGAGUUGGACAGCACUCAGUCGCGGCUCGACAACGUCAUGAAGAAGCUCGCCAAAGUGUCUCACAUGACAAGCGAUCGAAGGCAGUGGUGUGCAAUUAUCAUCCUCUUUGUCAUCUUACUGGUGGUGCUCAUCCUGUUUUUCGUCCUGUGAACCUGCUCAGACGCUCCGUCUCCGCCCCUGGCCCCGCAGCGCGGGGAACUGAAACUCUUCGCCGUUUCCGUCCGCCCACAGACAUCCCCGGCAAGAAAACCCGCAGCCAGCUCUCGCCGUUCUCCUCGGAGGACCACAGCGCGGCGCCUCCACCGCUGUCUCACCUGGCCCCAGGGAGAGCAGGGGGGAGGACUGGAGCCGCCUCCUCCCCUGCUGCGGUAUGAGCUGGACCUAGGCUCCAGGUCUGGACUUGGGCAGCUGGAGGGGGACUUGACCCUCCACGUUUCCACCCCUUGCAGGUAGGAGCCGGUUGCAGCAAUGCCGAGCUGCCUGCAGUUGGAUGCGGACCCAGAGCAGCAAGCCCUGGGGAGGAAUUAAUGAAUUCCCUGAGCAUUACAAACCACAUUGCCAGCCAAAAGCAUUAUCUGGGAGUUGGGGGGAGAGCAGUGGCCUGAGACCCCACACAGCAAAGGCCAGGGAGGGGAGCCCUAGCUGAACUGCCCCUGCCCCAAGCUGCCUUCCUUCCACGACUUGCUGCGGCGUUGGCAGUCACAUCCAGCACCCCUUGGCAGGAGCCGACACAUAGGGUGUAGUGUCCUGCCAGCAGCAGGCACGGUUAGAAACCCCAGAGCUUGAAAGUCAGGUGGGUGCCUGCUGAAAGCUGGCAAACAACUGCUAGCCAGAGAGUGAGUGAGUUCAAAAGCUUUUCAGCUUGCCUCCUUCGUUAUACAAGCCUCCAGAGCUCAUCGACUGAUGCUUUCUUUGCCCUUGUAUAACUGAGCAACCGCUUCUCUUUAACAGCUGCUGCUUCCCUUGGCAAGUGAUUUGUCAGGUCUAAAAUAACUUAUUUUCUUUUUUUUUAAGGAAAAAAGGAACUUAAAAACUUGUUAAAGGUUCUUUUUGCUGACCACUGAAGCCACGUUCUCUCUGUGUAGCAUCAGAGGAACGGGGCUCAGUGAUGUGUUUGAAGUGCAUAUGAACUUGUAAAUAGGACGUCUUCAUCUUUCCCAGCUGCUGUCUUUUGGACACCUCUGUUGUGAGCAGCUAAAAGGCAGGAGGUUCAAAGGCUAGGUCCUGGUUUCCAUGUUACCCCUCAAGCUCUUUUGUUAACUUAGAGCUGUUUGUCACUAGAGUUGUCUCAGCUGUGUUGGGUGGCCCACUCAGAUGGUGAACUAGGAGUUAGCUGGGGCAGGUCAUACCAAGAAGAAAGCUCACCUUGGCUGCAUUGGUGGAAUGUAGAGGGAGGGGUUUGUGCUACAAACAGAUUGCAGGGUUUGGGGUGGACUCUUCAGGAAAGCAGAGACAAUUUCUUACUCAAACCUGCUCCGUAUUGAAGUUGCAGGCACUGAAAGAUACAGGACAGGCUGGCUUACACCUCCCACCUGAGUGUCAGAUGGGGCUGGGAGAGGAAGUUAAUUGGUGCUGAUGCUGAGACUUAGGUUGAAAUCACAACUGACCCCCAAAACCCCCAUCCUCCUUGAGCAGAAAGCUCACCACCAGCCAGCUUUACAGCAUCACAGAAUCAGCCAGGUUGGAAAAGAUCUUCAAGAUCAUCAAGUCCAACCUAUCAACCAACAUUAGCUGAUUAGAUAAAACCAUGGCACCAAGUGCCACAUCCAGUCUCUUUUAAACACUUCCAGGGAGGGGAUUCCACCACUUCCCCUGGCAGCCCAUUCCAAUGCCAAUCACUCUUGCUGUGAAGAACUUCUUCCUAACAUCCAACCUAGACCUCCCCUGUCACAGCCUGAGACUCUGUCCCCUCGUUCUGUCACCUCCAGGCUGCCUCGCCUACACUGAACACCUCUCCCCUUUGAGUUUGUGGCUUCCUUCAAGCAACAUGACCCCCCCAACCUCGUCCUCCAUACAGGCACUGUGCCUUCUGCAGCUCAGCAGGGCAACAGGCUGCCCUGCCAGGCUGCUCUCCAUUAGCACACACCUCAGUGCCCACUCACACUGAUGAUGUCAGCAGUUGCUCCUUGGCCGUGUAGAGCACCUCGUGUCUGUUGGUUGUGCGGCAGGAACCAAGGUGGUGUCUGCUUUUCAGGGCUGGCUGCAGCUCCUUGGGCUCAGUAGCCCUGCAGGAGCAGGUUCCUGGGAGCAGGGCUCGUCGGCUGGUGCUUGCACACCGGCCAGCCCCGCGCUACACUCAGUGGGGCCGUGCGUCCUCGACUCCCCGUGCUCCGUGUGGCGUCACUCCUUGGAUGGAGAGCGGCCUGGCCGCUGGGGUCCCCGCAGGCCACCAAACUGCCUCUGCUCCCUUGUGUACAUUUGCUUUUUCUGUUGGUGGUGGUGCCCUAACACUAAAUAAAUGCCUUGCUGCUGCCUGGAGCGGCGCGGCAGGCACCGCCGCUC